This is a messenger RNA of Necator americanus (New World hookworm), 1446 nucleotides long. RefSeq lists its product as uncharacterized. Bases 1 to 1446 code for a protein of 481 amino acids. The transcript has 11 exons. Gene Ontology annotation, biological process: xenobiotic metabolic process. The record is from RefSeq and is a predicted model, not a curated record. Gene Ontology annotation, molecular function: iron ion binding; heme binding; oxidoreductase activity, acting on paired donors, with incorporation or reduction of molecular oxygen, reduced flavin or flavoprotein as one donor, and incorporation of one atom of oxygen. Gene Ontology annotation, cellular component: intracellular membrane-bounded organelle; cytoplasm. NCBI's taxonomy places the organism in Eukaryota, Metazoa, Nematoda, Chromadorea, Rhabditida, Ancylostomatidae.
AUGUUAUCCGAACACCUUCCAGGCCCCUUUCCUUUGCCAUUCAUCGGAAAUUUGCAUUUGUUGGCAUACAAAAUGAUGAUAAAAAAGAUGGAUCUCACAUCAUCCAUGCGAGAAAUCGUUCAAGAAUACGGCAGUGUGUAUACGUUUUGGUUUGGUCCAGUCGCUACCGUGCACAUAUGCGACUACGUGAGCACCGUGGAAGCAAUGGUAAAGAAUGGAACAUCGUUCGUCAACAGAGCAUUACCGUUUCUCUUCGAAAGUUCAAGAGGAGGACGAGGACUUCUCGCCUCUAACGAUCUUUUCUGGCAGGAACAACGACGUUUUGCUUUGCAUACAUUGAGAAAUUUCGGUUUAGGCAGAAAUAUCCUGGAGGAAAGAAUUAUGUUUGAAUUUGAGUACACGUGCGAAACACUGGAGAAACAAAUGGAAAAUGGUCGAUUAUCAAUACAACCCAACCAUAUAAUCGAUCUUCUUGUUGGGAACAUUAUCAAUAGAAUGCUGUUUACGGAUCGAUUCGAGAAGGAGGAAGAGAAGAGAUUUUUCGUUCUGAAAAACAAAUUGGACAAUCUAUUUGAUAGUUUCAAGCCGUAUGACGUGCUCAUUAACAGAUGGACAGUGAAAUUUCCACUAUUUCAUCGAAGAGCUGACACUUUACUGAAACCGCAAAACGAUCUUCUUGAUUUUCUUGGGGAACAGGUUCAGAGAAGGCGGAAAGCAAUAGCGGACGGUGUACACAUUCUCGAAGGUGAAGGAAACGAUUUUGUCGAUGCUUUUCUCAUUCAGAUGGAAAAAGAUGAGAAGUGUGGAGUGAAGAGGAGUUUUGAUGAAGAGAGCAUAUGUCACACGCUGCUUGAUUUAUGGGCGGCUGGCCAGGAAACCACAGCGACCACGUUGGUUUGGGCGUUUGCCUAUCUUCUCCUGCACAACAAUGUGAAAACCCGCGUCACAGAAGAACUUCGUCAAGCAACCAAAGACAGCAACCGCCCUCUGUCACUAUCUGAUAAAGUCAAAACGCCCUACUUUAAUGCGGUAUUAACAGAAAUAAAUCGAUGCGCAGCAAUCUUCCCCUUGAAUUUAUCGAGAAGAGCCGGCGAGGAUGUAACGAUUGCUGGACACGUAAUACCUAAAGGAACGUCAGUGACCGUACAAAUAUCACUGGUUAUGUCGGAUGAUCAAAAUUUUAAGGAAAGUGUCAAGUUCGACCCUGAUCGAUACCUUAACGGUGAGAAGAUCGAUCAACAAGUUGUUGCUUUCGGGAUAGGGAAAAGAGCGUGCCUAGGUGAAACACUUGCGAGGGCUGAGCUAUAUUUGAUAAUCAGGAACUUCUUGUUACGCUAUGGUCUCUCUGCUGAUCCUUGUCAUAUGCCAUCAAUGUCAGAGAAAUCUCAACUUGGGAUCGUUCGGAAAACAACUCCGUAUCAUAUUGUGUUCAGCCACAUUCAAUGA